Messenger RNA from Echinops telfairi (small Madagascar hedgehog), 2221 nucleotides. RefSeq names its product DNA cross-link repair 1C (gene DCLRE1C). NCBI's taxonomy places the organism in Eukaryota, Metazoa, Chordata, Mammalia, Afrosoricida, Tenrecidae. The transcript has 13 exons. Gene Ontology annotation, biological process: double-strand break repair via nonhomologous end joining; protection from non-homologous end joining at telomere; interstrand cross-link repair. Gene Ontology annotation, molecular function: 5'-3' DNA exonuclease activity; damaged DNA binding. The coding region runs from base 1 to 1980 and encodes 659 amino acids. The record is from RefSeq and is a predicted model, not a curated record.
AUGAGUUCCUUCGGGGGACAGAUGGCCGAGUAUCCCACCAUCUCCAUAGACCGCUUCGACAGGGAGAACCUGGGGGCGCGUGCUUACUUCCUGUCCCACUGUCACAAGGAUCACAUGAAAGGAUUAAGGGCCCCUACCUUGAAAAGAAGAUUGGAGUGCAGCUUGAAGGUCUACUUAUACUGCUCCCCCGUGACUAAGGAGUUGUUGUUAACUAACCCGAAAUACAGAUUUUGGGAGAAACGAAUUAUAGCACUUGAAGUUGAAACUCCUACCCAGGUACCUUUAAUCGAUGAAGCAUCGGGCGAGAAGGAAGAGAUUGUUGUGACUCUGUUACCAGCUGGUCAUUGUCCAGGAUCAGUUAUGUUUUUAUUUCAGGGCAAUAAUGGCACUGUCCUCUACACUGGAGACUUCAGACUGGCGAAAGGAGAAGCUGCGAGAAUGGAGCUUCUGCACUCUGGGGGCAGAGUAAAAGAUAUCCAGAGCGUAUAUAUAGAUACUACUUUCUUUGACCCCAAAUAUUAUCAAAUUCCAAGUCGGGAGGAGUGUUUAAAUGGGAUCCUGGAGCUGGUUCGAAGCUGGAUCACUCGAAGUCCUUACCAUGUGGUGUGGCUCAACUGCAAAGCAGCGUAUGGCUAUGAAUAUUUAUUCACCAACCUUAGUGAGCAGUUUGGGGUCCAGGUUCAUGUGGACAAACUGGACAUGUUUAGAAACAUGCCAGACAUCCUCCAUCAUCUCACAACAGAUCGCAACACUCAGAUCCAUGCCUGUCGCCAUCCCAAGGCAGAGGAAUAUUUUCAGUGGAGCAAACUACCCUGUGGAAAUACUUCCCCAAACAGAAUCCCACUCCACAUCAUCAGCAUUAAGCCAUCCACUAUGUGGUUUGGAGAACGAACCAGGAAAACAAGUGUGAUUAUUAAAGACUUCCUGAGCCACAUCUGCCCAGUGAAUGCGUAUCCAAAUGUCAUCCCCAUUGGCACAACUGUGGACAAAGUUGUAGAAAUCUUGAAGCCUUUAUGCCGAUCUUCCCAAAGCACCGAGCUGAAGUAUAAACCACUGGGAAGAUUGAAGAGGGCGAGAACAUCCUACCCAGACUCCGAGGAGGAAGCUGGUGAUCUCUUUGAUGACCCUCCACUAGUACCGGUGAGGCACAAGGUUCCAACCCAGCAGACUCUUCAGCCUGAGGUCUUCUCAGUGACGGUGGUAUCACAGAACCAGCCCGGAAAACCAAGACAAACAACAGGAGCCUACAAAGAAGGGAGUGCACAAACCUCUCCGAUGACCAACUUUGUAGACUGUCCAGAAUCCAACAGUGAAAGCGAGGAAGAACUGGACAGUGUGGCUUCACCGCAGGGGACUGUGGACCCUGUAACACCCCACCUGCAAAAGUCUGAAAUGGAUGCGCCACAAUGGGACGUAUUCUUUAAAAGAAAUGAUGACAUUGCAGAUGAUGGUUCAGAAAACUUCCCAUCUUCUGCAGAGGCCGGGGCUUCUCAGUCACCAAGGCUUUUCAGCGACUCUGAUGGGGAAUCAACCCACAUCUCUUCCCAGACUUCUUCUCAGUCAACACACAUAUCAGAACAAGGAAGCCAAGGCUGGGACAGCCAAUCAGACACAGUUUUGUUACUGUCCCAAGAGAGAAACUGUAGUGAUUUUACUUCCUUACACAAAGGUGGCUACAGACCGAGAAUCAAAGAGAAUGUUCCGGCAUCCCAGAUAGAACAAAAUUACCAAAAGGAUGCUUGCUCUGAUUUGAAAAGCAGAGCUCAUGAUGCAAAUAUAGUUCCUGAUGUUGGCGAACCAACUGCUGUAAGUAGUGAGAAACAUAGCACUAAGGCAGACUCUCAGAGCUCCUCUGAUUUUGAAAUCCCCUCAACUCCAGAGGCUGAGCUCCCUCAACAAGAGCACUUACAGUAUUUCUAUGAGAAACUGGCAACAGGUGAGAAUAUCCUAGUUGGACGUAACAAGAAAGCUCACUCUUAGGUAUUUAGGAAUUACAGUCAUUUCAUUUCUAGAGGCGCCACCAAAAACACCUAGCCAGAGAGACACUAGUCAAAACCACACCAGAUAAAUUCAGAGAACAGUGAAAGGUGCCUAGGCAACUCAGGAAAACCAGGACAGGGAGACACAGAGGAACAAAAGUGGGAUGAAACAAAAUGACAGAACUAAAUCCCAACUUCCCCAUCAACAGCUGCAUUAGAUGAAAAUGGUCUAAGUGGACAAA